CUCUUUCCUUUCUAGUACGCCAUUUUGCAGAAAGAUCAUGGCCGAGGACUCCAAUAACGCAUUUGCGUCCGCUCUCGCUAGAGCUAGACAGGUGAGCCCGAUUCAAAGAAACCCGCCCAUGAUCGUGAGUCAAAAUUUUCUUUUACUCAGCUGAGACUUCAGCCCUGGUGCUGUAUCCGAUCCGAAAAGCUGAGGGCAGAUUUUUCCAGACGACUGGUGGUCUCUAAUCUUCACAACAUGCAGUAGAAUGCAUGUCAUUCAAACUGUCUUUGCACAAAUGUAUUUCAUGCUAAAUUGUGGGGUUUUUUUACUUUUGCAGCCAGUUCUGCAAAUCAGCCACACACCAGGCAUCAUACUUAAACUGUUGUAUUUUGGUUUAGUAGUCUUAAGUUAUUGGUGCUGCAUAUGCUUAGUUACUGCUAGUCUGAAUGGGUUUUCAGCUGUCUUUUUGUGUUACAGCAGCAAUAGGCGGCAUUGGAGCCCAGUUACAAGCUCUUGCCAACCAGAGUUCAGUCCCAGUGUCCAGUGAGGCAGCUCAGGCAGCACAAGAGGCUGCAGCACGAAUUAAUCGACAACUGGGACUAAAUCCUGCGGACGGGGUCAUGCAGCCACAAAAACCAGGCCCCCAUGCUGGGCUGGGGCUUGUUACUACUGAGAACUACCAUGUUCCUGACAAAAUGGUUGGAUUGAUUAUUGGCAAAGGGGGUGAACAGAUAACAAGGCUGCAAGCCGAGUCUGGGUGCAAAGUUCAAAUCGCACCAGACAGUGGAGGCAUGCCUGAAAGGCCAUGCACCUUAACAGGAACUCCUCAAGCUAUAAGUAUAUGUAAGCAGUUGAUCCAGCAGAUAAUUGACCGAGGAAAUGCACCACAUAUGGGUAUGGAAGGUGGUACUGAAAACCAGUCUGUGGUUGAGAUGUCAAUCCCCGGGGGCAAAGUUGGUCUUGUCAUUGGGAAAGGGGGAGAAACAAUCCGACAGCUGCAGGAACGUGCUGGUGUAAAGAUGGUCAUGAUACAAGACAGUAAUGCACCUACUGCUUCAGACAAACCGUUGCGCAUUACUGGUGAGCCAAGCAAGUGUCAACGUGCCAAAGAAAUGGUACUUGAACUUUUGGCGGAAAAAGAUAUGCAUGGUGGCAUGGGCACAUUCAACAAUUAUGAUGGAAUGGGCCAUGGCGGCGGCGGCGGUGGUGGUGGUGGUAGCGGGCCAGGGGGAAUGGAGAUUCCUGUUCCACGCCAAGCUGUUGGUCUUGUAAUUGGCAAAGGUGGGGAAAUGAUAAAAAAAAUUCAAGGAGAGACUGGUGCCAAAGUGCAGUUUAAACCAGAUGAUGGCCAGAGUGAAGACCGCCUUUGUGCGAUCACAGGUUCACCAGACAAAGUGCAGAAUGCAAUUAGCAUGAUCCAUGAGCUGCUUGCCAAUGCCAACAUUGAUGGCCCAGAUUUCCGACAGCAGCAUUCCAGAGAGUACAAUAUUGGAGGUCGUGGAGGUGGUGGCUUUGGCAUGGGCCGUGGUGGAGGUCCACCAGGCCGUGGUGGUGGUCGUGGUCGUGGCGGUGGUCCGUUCCCUCCUGGUGGUCCAGGCCGUGGUGGAGGAGUUGGUGGUGGUAUGGGAAGGGGUGGCUAUGGAGACCCCAACUUUCAGGAUCAGACAUCGUACUCUGUUCCAGCUGAUAAAUGUGGCCUAGUCAUUGGGAAAGGUGGUGAAACAAUCCGGGAAAUUAACAGACAGUCUGGAGCUCAUGUGGAAUUAGACAGAAAUGCUCCUCCCAACAUGGGCGAAAAAAUCUUUACAAUCCGUGGCACACCUCAACAAAUCCAGCACGCCAUACAACUAAUCUGUGAGAAAACAGGAAUGCAGGGUCCCCCUGGUGGUCCUCCAGGUGGUCCUAUGGGCCCAGGACCUGGUGGUCCAGGCCCACAAGGCCCUGGUCAUCAAGGUCCAGGUCCUCAAGGUCCAGGUUAUGAUCAAUAUGGUCAAUAUGGACAACCCAGUCAACCUCCCCAACAGUAUGGGGCUCCACAAAGCUGGAAUGCUUACGGUAAUCAAUAUCAACAGCAGCCGAAUGACCCAAGUGCUGACAAACAGGCUCAGGAUGCCAAUGCUGCUGCCUGGGCGGCUUACUACUCUCAGUACUAUGCUCAGUAUGGUCAGUACACACAGUAUGCCCAACAGCAACAACAACAGCAGCAGCAGCAAGCCCCUCAACAGCAGCCACAGCAGGCGCCCCAGCAACAGCAGCCACAACAAGCGGCCACAACUAAUUAUGCCCAGCCCACAAUCAACCCACAGACAGGCCAACCUGACUACAGUGCAGCAUGGGCAGAGUACUACCGACAGCAAGGACUGUACCAUCAGGCCAACAUGAUUCUGCAGCAAGCCCAAGCCAAUGCUAUGCAGAACCCUCAGCAACAACAGGCACCACAAUGAGAUCCUUCUUCGUUGUCUGUAUAGGUAAGUGUUUGUGUGUGUGUGUGUGUCAGGCAUGGUAGCACUGUUCCUGUCCACUCAUAAGUUGUCACCAUUUUUGUUGUUGUUGUUGAGAAAGGCAAGUGCGUGGCUAUUCUUAUUGCCCAGGCCUAAGGUUUUUUCUUAUCUGCUUACCUGUUUGACGGGCACUUCAGAGAAGAGGUGCCAUAACCUAGUUUGGUUUUUUUUCUUUUCUUUUGAAGGUUGUGGUGCUAUGCAGUUUUAUUAAGUGGUUUUUACACAUUUAUAGCUUAGCUGCUUGGCGUUGAUGGUAUGAAUGAAGGUCAGAAUAGUUAUCUUAAUGUCUGAAAAUACUGGUUACAACCGACAAAUUUUUAAAUAUCUUGAUUUUAGCUAAUAAACUUCUGUAGGAUCCUUGUAACUUUUUUAACGACAUUUUAUUUACUCUGUCUGCUCUAACCUGCUUGAUGCACAAGUGCUGAUAAAGUUAAGAAAAUAUAAAAAUUCUGGUGAUCGCUUCUUUUUGGUAGUAAACAGUAUUCAGAUAGUAAGCCUGUGGCAGCAGAAUAGCCACUUAAAAAUCCAGUGCCUCUUUAAUUUUGUUGAAGACAUCGUUGAUAGCUCUUUUUAUAUGGUGGCAAGAUUUUUUUGAGUUGGACAUUGGACAGUUGUGUGUGUUUUUGGUCCCAUUCCUCACAACAUUUUCACACUAUUGUCAGGCCACAGCUUGCUUUAUAAAUAUUGCAUUCUACGUCUUUUUUAUCAUGGCACAUACUCAUUGACGUAGUUGUUGCUUUGCACAAAGCAAAGCACAAAAUAAAUUACCCUGCCCACACCUAAUCAGAUUUUCUUGUUUAUAGAAGAAAUUGGGAAUAGCUUUAUGAUAAAUCAUUUCACAUUAAGGCAUAAAACCCUUAUAAUUUUGAUUGAAUCCAUGUCUAGGGACUGAGCGGGUGUUUUAGUUUAUGGUCCAAUGCCAUAAAGGGUUUCAAGACCGAAAGCAACAUCUGAUCAGUAGGUACAGAACUACAGGCACAAGGCGCAUGCUGAUGUGGUUGUCAUGGCAUUAAUAUUACAAAGAUUAUUUUUAAAAUAUUAUGUUUCGAAGUAAUUUUUAUUUCAUGCAGUUUUAAGUAAAGUCAUUGCAUUUUUUCCCCUUGCAUUUGACGUUUUUAUUGCACAUCUCACAAAAAUCAUUUGCUUUGAAAAAUGAUUCUCUGAAGAUAUUUUAGUCUGACGUGGCGUGGCAGCAUCUGGAACGUUCUGUAAGUGGUGUGGGAAAGGGCUGGUGGCACACGCAAGGCAGCAAGAGCAGCUUCUCCAUCCCAACCUCUGGGAUUGUGGUAUCAGGGAUUAACUUCAGAAACAUUUGGUCUAGAUGUUUUUCCUAUGUCAAAAUCAUGAAUUUUUUGAAUGCAUUUUUGAAAUGAUGAUGCUCUGUGCUAAUUAAACAGUUAGCUUUUUAACAUGUUUGUGGGGAAUUUAAAAAAUUUGACCCUUUGAUAUGACAAAUGAACGGAUUUUUCUAGCAAAAAUUUGUCUACAUUUCUUGCAUUUUGUGUGCCGUAAACUCUCUUCAGGUCUAAAGUCUGGUGCAGGAAGGAAAGCUGCAUUCAUCUUGUUUACCUCUACUUUGAAUGCAUACGUUGACAUGCCAUUCCUUAUAGAAACAGCAUUCUUACUCAUUUACCAGUUUCAUGCUGUAUUUCUAUGCUGUUGAUGCUUUAAGAAAGUUUCUGAUGCCAUGAUGUGGUUCAAGCAUUUUGACAUGUCUUUCCUAAUCUCCUAGUAUGAAUUGCCAUGCUCUUGCCACCACAGGGGUCAGGGAUGAAAAAGGUAUAUAACAGUGCUAAAUCCUUUGUACAGUUGCACCCAUUAUAAAAGUUACUUUGCCUGCAUUUAAACAAUGUUUUAAUUAUGCAAGUGAUCAUCGUAUCAAGCUGCCCUUUGAAGACUUAUGCGUUAUGAUUUCAUUAUGCAGAAAGUGUAGGUUCGUCACUUACAUUUUAUUUUCUGGUUUUUGAUUCAUGUGCCAAACACAUCUUUAAUCAUGUGUUACUUUCAGAAGUGCUUUAAGAUGUUGCUCUUUUAAUAAUUGAGGUUGACAGAUUUUAUAAGGAUAAUGCCAAUCAUUUAAACAGAAAUUGCGUCAUUUUCACAUACAUAUGUGGUCAUUUACACACUCAGCCUGCAAAUAAUUUGACUUGCGAUCUCAGGAUUUGCUUUGCAUCAUAAGCACAAAUUAUCACAGUUCAUGCAGUUGAAGGUUAUGCAUGUUGACACUUAAUCCAGUAUGUGGAUUUAAUGACAUGGAAUUUAUGUUGUUUAUCCACUUGCAAUGCCAGACAAUUCUUUUUUACCUGUUGGUUACUAUGCACAUGCUGUCGUUCAUGCCUUGGUUUUUGUAUGGAGUUCUCCAUGAUGUAUGCAUUUGCAUCGUUACUUCGCUGGCCACGUGCCUUUUAAAACAAAAAAGCAGGUGCGGCUCAUAGGCACAUGGCUUGGUAGAAAUCCUCACUAACCAUGGACGAGGAUGGGUCCUGCAAACACCCCACAAAACACCCUGCUCGCCAUUCUGUAAGUAACAAGCAAAUGUUGAAUUGAAACUUGGACAGAUGGUGCCAAAAACCUUUGAUGGAUUUUUUUUUUAGAAGCCCUAUCAUUCACAGUUAUUCUUAAGGGAUUUUCUUUUUAGUAAAAUUUUAGGUUUGCCAUGUUCGUUCAUAUGUCAAGCAUUAAUAGGUAGGCCUUCCACACACAGGUGAGUAUGAACCUGAUCUCUUUGUGAAUGUGGUUGCAUUGUUUUGUUGUUUUGUUUCUGUUUUGGCAGGGUUCCGGGUGGCUGCUUGCUCAGUCUUCUGCAGCGAAAAGCAUAGUGUGUUCAGUAUUCGAUGUCUGAUGGAUCUUCACAAAAAUGUCUCCUGCGCUAAAAGUUUGCCAUAGCUAAGCUCAUGCUCUCACUUUCUUCAUCUUUACUACGUACUCUUCUAGCAUUUGUCAUGUUUUCCCGUAAUUAAUCUUAGUAAUUUUAUUGUAAGUUUGAGUGCUGAAUAUCCAUACCACUAAGCCUUCUCAACAUUUAAGGCCUGUCUUCUGUCUUCCUCCCCUAACAACUUUUUGGUGUUAUUUACCCACCAUUUCCUCUCUUGUCAUCCACUUCUAAUCACACCCUAAUGUAUCCAUGUAUACUUUGUAAUUUAACAGUUUUUGAUUUCAAUUCUGAAUUCGUGGAGAAUACUUUUCUGCCCUGCCUUAGUGCUUUUUUCCCUUUUUUUAAGACUUAUGGGUUUUUUAAAUUUUUUUUUUUUUUGGUAAAAAGUUUUUAUGCUAAGUAGUGUUGGUGGUUUGGGGUGUAGUAUUGCUGAAAACAGCACAUUCCAGGCACUGCAUAGAUUGACCGUAUUUCUGUUACAUCUGACUUGCAACAGCUACUGUAUGUAUAAAACUAUGCCAGACACCAGUAAGAAGCUGAGGUGAAAAGUUGAUUGUGUGUAUUUGUGUGGGAAAGUGUGUAAACAUGGGUGAAUGGAAGGUGUAUGUGGAAUUUUAUAUUGCAGAAUUUUUGUAUGUUUUCCCCCCUUUCAGUUUUUUUAACAAUGUCUUUGAAAAAAAUGUUCCAAAUGAAGAUGUUACUUAGGCAGUGGACAACAUCGGUUAUUUUAAUGUAUAGAUGCACGCUUUUUUUUUAAAAAAAAACAAAAAGCAUGUAGUGGAAAUAUUUUCCACAUUGAAAGGGACAGUAUUCUAUAUUGAAAUGGAUAUAUUGUUAUUUUUCGCCAAUUGAGAAUGUGCUUAUUAAAUACAAAUAUAUAACACAUUUGCAGCAGUUAACUGUGUGAAAUUAUAAGGGAAAGCUAUAUUUUGGAGGCUUGGGUUCUUUCUACAAAAAGAAAAAAAGAAGCAGAAUUUUCCAAUGUUAUCUGACCAUGUAAAUACAUAAUACGCUAUGAAUGGUUGGUGUUACUCGAUUGAGUGCAAAGGUAUUUACACUGUAGGUAUAGGAACAGUUUGUAAGUAUGAUGUUUUGCUGCAUUGCUGCCCAUAUGCCACUCCUGACAUUCUCACCAAUGUUUGAUUACUGUGCACAAACAUGUUCUCCCUAGUAUAAUGUUGAAAUCAUGUCUUGCUCCUGGUUGCUUCUUUUACUUUGAUGUCAUGUUAAGGAAAACAAGGUGGGUUAAGCUGUAUCAGCAAGGGUCAUCUGGGUUGGGGGAUUCCCCCCUUCUCUUUUUCUCACCCCCCACCAUGUCCAUGUUCUUAUCUGUGCAGAUGUAUGUUGUUUCUUUCAGCAAUCAGGGUGGCUCUCAGGUAAGGCUUAUAAUUUUAACAAAUGUCUUUGCAGGUAUUUUUAAGAAACAAAAUGAAAAUUUCUUAGUUUGCUCUUAACUUGUCCUUUGAUCAUGAAACAUGCAAUUUGUAAGUAUUUGUGUUUUGCAGUCUGUAGCGUUUUAAUACAUUAGUGUAAGAUGCCUUGAUGCUAAAUCCCCCAGUAGAUCUUCUUUUGCAACCACUUAAUAUUAUGAUGAAGUCUGUUUACUCUUGUCCCAUUUCUUGUCCAUCUUUCCCUUGCCUUUAGAUUGACCAGUAUGACUUCAAGCUUAUCACUAAGACAUGCUGUUGUAUUACUUACAUUUGAUAAAUCUUGCCAAGUGAUUUUGCUCACCUUUAAAAAUGACAUUUAAUACUGUUGAAGUCAUUCCAGGAUUUGCAUAUUGUCUUUUAAAAAGUCAUUAUUUUGUCUUCUUAUCCCUCUGCCAUUUUGUUGAAACAUUUGUAAUCUGUUAACAGCCAUGAAGUGUUUGACUGGUUAUUGAUCUCGAACUUGAGGUGUUUUUUUUUUUGUUUUUUUUUUUUUUAAUAAGAAGGCUUAGUGCAAAGCAGUGCUCUAUUUUUUCCAUUUUAUUGGCUCUAACAUGUUUGUGUACAUACUGCAUGAAUUUUUAGACCCAUAUAAAUUGAAAUAAGAAACGGCAACUCAUGAAUUUUUUGAUGCAUCAGCACGAAAUCAUCUCAGUCCAUGCUGUCAAUUAAACCUGGUAGAAUCAGUUGUUGAACACUGUUCGUGAUGAACAUGAGUUAAUUUUUUAUGCCUUGUCAAUGACAUAUAUGAUGCUGUCUGACUUUUAAUGCAGGUUUAUGCCAUUUUUAAGAACACUUUUUUUUUUCAUUUGGAAAUUGUGGAUGUAAAUAGCAUGAAACAUAGGUUUUAAUAGUGGGCGAAAUGUGCAGAUUUAUUUAUGUGUGGUAACCCAUGCCAUCGUACACAAUGAACAUGUCAAAGUAUUUUCACUGCCUCAGUAUGCCACAAAGUACCCAAAGAGCUGUUAAUUUAAAAAUGUGCAUAAAUAAUGAUGGUAUAAUGCUAUAUAAUUCAUGUCAAACUAUUAUAAAACUAGAAUUGCACUUAUUUUAACUUCUAUUUGUACAGAGCAUAUUGCAAUACUCGAUGCUAAAAAUUUUGCCCCUCCCCCUUUAAUGGUCUCGAUAAAGAUAUGUUUUUAACUUGAUAUCUUAAUACAUAUGGCUGUUUUUUAUUCUGUAUUUGAAUCUUGAUCCAGUCAAAUAGCCAUGGAAACUGAACCCAAAAAACAAUGUCUUUCACAGUCAUGAAAAUGCAUCACAUGUAAUUUCCUUCCCAGAAUAGGAUUAAAUGAAAGACUCUCAUGACAUGUAUAAGCCUGGAGUUUUAUUUGCCAUUAAGUAGCCUUUUCUGUCUUGACAUGCAACUAAUUUUGAUUGUUUCCUUGUAUACGUACUUCCAACAUGAUGCUUGCAUUGAUAUCAUUAGUCGUGCUGUUGUCAGUUAUGGGCGGCAAGGAAGCUGUGGGCUUUUUUUGCUGCUUCCCAUCAAUUUGAGAUAUCCAGCUGUGAUAACUCGAUGCCUGUAGGCAGUGAUUUACCCCAGCGGGCGCAAUGCACAAUGACCAUACAUACAGUAUAAGUUGAGAUAUAUAUAUUAUGAUCAGAUAUUUGAUGUGCGAUGAUACCAGUCAAAUUGACAUUGAUGUACACUUUAUCACAUGAAAAAUAAAUAGCAUGAUACUUUUUAAAUGAGGAAUUGUAUUGAUUUGGUUAUAGCAUUGAAGAGCACUUAUGAACUACAAGAAAGAGACCUUAUAGUAAUCUUUUGCAUUGUUUUGGGAUUACAAAGUCCCAGUUUAGUUUAAUGACCUGUGAAGUGUUAAGAUUUGAUUCCCCCAUAUGGGGGUUAUUUUUUUCAUUUGAAUGAACAACUCUGUCUGGAUGAUGAAGUAGUGCUAGAAGAGAACUUGAAGUUUGGAAGCGUGGGUGAGUUGUGUAUGUGUGGGAGCAAGCUAGGUGCUGGCUUGACACAAGUUUGAGGGCCUAUGGUAAGGUUGGACUUGAGUUAUUUUUGACAUGAACACAGUGCAGUCAUGUAUCAAUACACCUCGGGUUUUGCAUGUUGUCAUUGUUAAUUAAUACCUGGUUCAAACAUAACCUUACCUCUCAGAAUUUGCCAGUGUACAGUUCAUGCCUGUAAACAAUGCUUUUGCUGUUAUUAAAGGAUUAUCCCAUGCACAUUGUAUUCCCCUUCCCCGUUCUUUGGCUUUUAGACAUAACUGAUUACUGGAUAAUAUUGCUUGGUAAUGUAUGAUGGACUUAUCCUAGCUGAUAAUGUUUGCUUUAACAGUGAGUGUUUUAAUUUUUUUUUAUUUUGUUCACUUUUCCACUUAACGUAUGCAGAGGCUUGUGACAAAUUAUUCUUGACAACAUUCAUGGGUCUGUUUUUUUUUUAUAAUCUUUUUGUUGAAAAAUGCGAAUGCUGUAUCUGUUAAAGUAUGUCAUGUAAUGCAUAUUUGGUUUGAUAUGUAACAUGCAGAUAAAUAAAUUUGUUGUACAACACUAA
This is a messenger RNA of Pomacea canaliculata, 9294 nucleotides long. Its product is annotated as far upstream element-binding protein 1-like. The transcript is spliced from 17 exons. The record is from RefSeq and is a predicted model, not a curated record. Gene Ontology annotation, cellular component: nucleus; cytoplasm. Gene Ontology annotation, molecular function: mRNA binding. Gene Ontology annotation, biological process: regulation of DNA-templated transcription. The coding region runs from base 429 to 2426 and encodes 665 amino acids. NCBI's taxonomy places the organism in Eukaryota, Metazoa, Mollusca, Gastropoda, Architaenioglossa, Ampullariidae.